Molecule: messenger RNA, 1039 nt
Organism: Aphis gossypii (cotton aphid)
Lineage: Eukaryota; Metazoa; Arthropoda; Insecta; Hemiptera; Aphididae
Product: anaphase-promoting complex subunit 10-like
Exons: 3
Coding region: 438-983 (181 amino acids)
Biological process (GO): protein K11-linked ubiquitination; anaphase-promoting complex-dependent catabolic process
Cellular component (GO): anaphase-promoting complex
Source: RefSeq, a predicted model, not a curated record
GAGGUACGCUUAAAUUUCUGAAAAAUUAUUUGGGGUACUCCGUCCCCCUGCGUCCCCCCUCCCAAAUCGAAGACUGAUGUGGACAUUCUAAACUCCGAAAUCCGAACCUCCUUGAAUACGUACGUUUGACACAUUCGUUCAUCCGCAGUGUUCAACGACAGUCACAGUUGCAGUGAUUUAGCCAAACGAACGCGUACAAAACAAUAAUAUUAUUUUGUAAGGUUAUGGUCAAACCUGAAACCAUACGGUAUUUUAGUAAUUUAUUAAAGCUUAAAAAAUUAAUCUGUGCGAUCAACGGGUGUUAUUGGCGAUAAAAAAGUAACAAUCAAUACUUAAUAUAUAUUAUAAGUAACUAGUGAUUAUAACUAGGACCUAGUACUUUGGUGUGCUUCAAUUUCGUUUGUGAUUAAAAUAACGCUAUACGUGUUUGACCAAAAAUGUUGAGUCUGGACGAAAGCGAGAAAGAUUCGUCUCCCCCCCGGAUCUACUGUCCGAUCGACCAGAUGAAGGAUAUACGUGCUGGGAAGGAACGCGAAGUGGGUUCGAAAGCGACAUGGUCUGUAUCUUCAUGGAUACCCGGUCAUGGCGUGCGCCUGUUAUCAGGUAACAAUAAAAAUACAUACUGGAAAUCGUGUGGCACAUUUCCACAUUUAGUUAAUAUUCAGUUUAGAAAUGAAACUGUUAUUAGUCAUGUAUAUAUAUAUGUUGACUAUGCACUUGAUAAAUGCUAUACACCAAGUAUCAUAUCAAUUCGCACAGGUAGCAAUUUUGAUGACUUGGAAGAAUAUAAAUUAAUUGAAUUAGUAAGACGACGUUAUUGGAUAAAAAUAAGGAUUCCGGAUCCGUUGAAAAUCAAUUUAUUACAAAUUGCCGUUUUAAAAACUAAUGAUGAUUGUGAUGACUGUAUUAUUAGAUUAAUUAAAAUACAUUCACCUACUCCAAAAUUCUAUAGAACUUAUAACAUUUUAAAACUGUGGAGAUGAGACAAUAUACAACUAUAAAAUAAAGGUUUUUUUGUCUAUAAGGUAUAACUAUUCAA